Mycotypha africana is the source of this 875-nucleotide messenger RNA. Its product is annotated as 40S ribosomal protein S18. Gene Ontology annotation, molecular function: RNA binding; structural constituent of ribosome. Bases 169 to 633 code for a protein of 154 amino acids. The record is from RefSeq and is a predicted model, not a curated record. NCBI's taxonomy places the organism in Eukaryota, Fungi, Mucoromycota, Mucoromycetes, Mucorales, Mycotyphaceae. Gene Ontology annotation, cellular component: small ribosomal subunit; ribosome; cytosol. The transcript is spliced from 3 exons. Gene Ontology annotation, biological process: translation.
CCCUUGACAGGGCGUUCAUGAAAAGCACCCCUCUCGGCCCGCAAAAAUUCGUCCCGCGAUGACUAGUAAUCUCUGAAUUUUGGUGUAGAGAAAACGGCAGAUCCAACAAAAGACUACAGUAGUGUGCAUAGUGGAAGGUCUUCCUUUUUCGUUGCAAACAUCUAAACCAUGUCUCUCGUUCCACCCGAAAGAUCUACUUUCCAACACAUUAUCCGUCUUCUCAACACUAACGUUGACGGUCGUGUCAAGAUCCAAAUUGCCUUGACCUCCAUCAAGGGUGUUGGUCGUCGUUUCGCCAACAUUGCCUGUAAGAAGGCUGAUGUCGAUCUUACCAAGAGAGCUGGUGAACUUUCUUCUGAAGAAUUGGAACGUAUUGUCACCAUUCUCCAAAACCCCGCUCAAUACAAGAUCCCUACUUGGUUCCUUAACAGACAAAAGGAUAUCAUUGAUGGCAAGUCUUCUCAAAUCAUUUCCAACGUUCUCGAUACCAAGUACCGUGAAGAUCUCGAACGUUUGAAGAAGAUCCGUAACCACCGUGGUCUCCGUCACUACUGGGGUAUUCGUGUCCGUGGUCAACACACCAAGACCACCGGUCGUCGUGGCCGUACCGUUGGUGUCUCCAAGAAGAAAUAAGUAAGUUGCCACUUUUGUUUAGCAAAUGUUUAUCAGAUAUUCUUUCAACAGAGGGAUGAGUAAUGGGCAAAGAUUUGGAUCAAAAAGACUGACAGCCUGUUUGCCUGUUUUUGAAUAGAUUGUUUCUGUCUUAUUAUUCGUUGUGUACAUUGGAACAUAUUAUUAAAUACGUUUGCUAUGGGAAAAACGCUUUCUUUUUUGUUGUGGAUAUGGCAAGCUUUUUUUUAUUUCAUACAAAUAAA